Sapajus apella (tufted capuchin) is the source of this 1997-nucleotide messenger RNA. RefSeq names its product WD repeat domain 77 (gene WDR77). Gene Ontology annotation, molecular function: protein binding. Gene Ontology annotation, cellular component: methylosome. The coding region runs from base 143 to 1036 and encodes 297 amino acids. Lineage: Eukaryota; Metazoa; Chordata; Mammalia; Primates; Cebidae. The transcript is spliced from 6 exons. The record is from RefSeq and is a predicted model, not a curated record. Gene Ontology annotation, biological process: oocyte axis specification.
UCUCGCGAGAAGUAGAGUUACCACAGCCUAGAGAAGGGGGCGGAGGCUCAGAAGCACACCACGUGGGGUUUGCCGCCGGAGCUGAGUCUCUGGCCGGUGUCCAGUUUGAUUUUGAAUCUAGGUUGGAGUUGGAACCGUGGAGAUGCGAAAGGAAACCCCGCCUCCCCUAGUGCCCCCGGCGGCCCGGGAGUGGAACCUUCCUCCUAAUGCGCCCGCCUGCAUGGAACGGCAGUUGGAGGCUGCGCGGUACCGGUCCGAUGGGGCGCUUCUCCUCGGGGCCUCCAGCCUGAGUGGCCGCUGCUGGGCCGGCUCCCUCUGGCUUUUUAAGGACCCUUGUGCUGCCCCCAACGAAGGCUUCUGCUCCGCCGGAGUCCAAACGGAGGCUGGAGUGGCUGACCUCACUUGGGUUGGGGAGAGAGGUAUUCUAGUGGCCUCCGAUUCAGGUGCUGUUGAAUUGUGGGAGCUAGAUGAGAAUGAGACACUUAUUGUCAGCAAGUUCUGCAAGUAUGAGCAUGAUGACAUUGUGUCUACAGUCAGUGUCCUGAGCUCUGGCACACAAGCUGUCAGUGGUAGCAAAGACUUCUGCAUCAAGGUUUGGGACCUUGCUCAGCAGAUGGUACUGAAUUCAUACCGAGGUGAGUAUUAUUUCACUGUUAGCCCUGGUCUUAGCUGUUGUGUUUUGCUUCUCCCCUUUGGACUUUUUGAACUUUGCUUUGAUGUUAGGAGCAGCAAUUCCACAUUAUGUCUGAUAGUUUUCUUUUUUGUCUUGGGAUCCAGGCUUUACUUACCCUCUCCUCUCUCUGAUAGUGUUCCUUUCCUGGCCUCUCUCAGUGAAGACUGCUCACUUGCUGUGCUGGACUCAAGCCUUUCUGAGGUGUUUAGAAGCCGAGCCCACAGAGACUUUGUGAGAGAUGCUACUUGGUCCCCGCUCAAUCACUCGCUGCUUACCACAGUGGGCUGGGACCACCAGGUCGUCCACCACAUUGUGCCCACAGAACCUCUCCCAGCCCCCGGACCUGCGAGUGUUGCGGAAUAGAUUGGAUUUAAGACAAAAAGCAAGUCCCCCAUGAGUGUCCACUUCUUUGCCCUGCCCCCUCAACUUAUGAGACAACACAGGAGCCUUCUAUAGUGUGCUGAUGCUAGAUCUGUGCCAUUAAUAGGCAUUGUCUCUCAGCCUGAGGGUGGCUGGAUUCUGGCAUCCUGUAGUCACAGGGAGGAAAUGCUUUCUUAAAAAUGGACAUGUACGUGCGUCUGAGCGUGUGUGUAGAACUAUAGUUUUUGGUGGGGGCAGGAAGAAAAAAAUCUAUCCUACACCUUCCCUAAGCACUGCUUCUCCCUCACCCCCAAAAACAGUUGACAAAAGGAUUUUAUGCUUCCCACGUAGCUGUCUAUGAGGAAUUGGCCACAUCUGGGUGGGUUAUGGAUGUGGAUAUCCCUGGGUUCUUGGAAGCAGCUCUUAUGCUACUUAUAGAGAUGGGAUUGAUUUUAUUUUUUUAUAGUGCUUAAUUCACUAUUAUGAGAAACGCUUCCAGUCACAAAAAUCCAGCCCAGUUCACUUUGAGAAAGAAGCAGGACUUGGUAUGGUUUUACACAACUCCUUGCCAUUACACUGAAUCAGAAACCUAUUUUCUGGCUGAAUAGAACGUUUAGCUUGCCUGUGUAAUGCUCACUCCCCUCCCCCCAGCUUUAUAGUGGUGGGGCAUAUAUUAGAGAGGAGUGUUUUUCUGUCAUAGAUGCCAUGGGGGAAAGUUUGGGGAUGAAGGAAAGCUUAAAGGCAUUUCAAUUAAGUUAGAAGACUGACACAGACUAUUGAGAAAUCUUUGCCACUUUUCCCACCCCAAAAUAGCCUGGGGCCGGACGUCUUCUGCCCUGUGCCCCUUUCUCUUGAUGUGAAAAGUCUGAAUGCAAUUAUUUAUAGACUUUUAAGGUUUUAAAAUCCAGCAUCAGGAAGAAAAGCAGAAAUACUGGUUGGUGAAAUAAAGAGUUUAGGCAUUGUU